AGUGUGCACGACUCAGCGCAAAGCAGCGAAUUGGCGCCCGACGUCGCUACGCGUUGUCGCCGAAAUGCCGCCCUCCUCUUGCCCGACUGACCUCGGAUGGCACGGCAAGGUCGCCGUCUUCCACCUUUGCUGGCACAUCUCAGGGUUGUUGGCCAGUCAGGUGUCGGUGCCCCCCAGCGUGAGCGCCGUGCUGGGGAAGAACCUGACGUUAGAGUGCCGGGUGGACGUGGCCACCAACCUCACGCUCACGCAGAGCUCUUGGGAGCGGCGCUUGCCCACCGGCUCGGUCACUGUGGCCGUUUACAACCCGCGCUACGGCAUCUCCAUUUCCCCGGAGUUCAUCCAUCGCUUGUAUUUCCGCUCGCCCUCCUCCCACGAUGCCACGAUCGUACUGGAGAACGUGGGCUUUGCCGACACGGGCGUGUACACCUGUAAGGUGGCGACGUUCCCGCUCGGGAACACGCAAGCCUCCACUACUGUCGGUGUGCUCGUGGAGCCGAAGGUCUACGUGUCCGCGGGCUCGACGGCGCUGAUCGACGGCAGCAACGAGACGGCGGUGGCCACGUGCAUUGCGGAGCGCGCCCGCCCCCCCGCCGAGGUGUCGUGGGAGUCCGAGCUUUUCGGCCAGUCGGAGGUGCAGCUUUUCGACGACGUCAACGGGACCGCCACCACGCAAGUGCGCUACCUGUGGCGGCCCACCCGUCACGUCCGGGGCCGCUCGCUCACGUGUGUCGUCCGCCACCCGGCGCUGCUGAAUGACUUCAGGGUCCCCUACCAGCUGAAUGUGCAGUUUGCUCCCGAUAUCGCUGUGGCGGGCUACGACGGAAACUGGUAUGUUGGCAGGGACGAUGUUCGAAUGACGUGCAAAGCCAAUGCAAACCCGCCAGCUCAUCACUUCAGAUGGAUCAGGCUGGACGGUGAGAUGCCGGAAGGCGUGGAAAUCCUCAACAGCACGCUGCUUUUCCUGCGUCCUCUCCAGAAGAACGACUCUGGCGUUUACCGGUGUGAGGUGGCCAACGACAUCGACCUCCGCAGUCGGGACCUUCGCGUUCUCGUACAAGAUCCUCCCAUCUCGCCUUCCACCAUUACUGCUCCCGUCCUCUCCGCUUCCUUCUCCUCCUCCUCCUCCUCCUCCUCCUCCUCCACCCUCGUGGACGAUAAGCUCCGCGUUCAUCUGGGCUCCCCCACCCUCCAAGCGCUCCCCGAGAGUAACCUGGGCACCGUGGUGGGUGGGGCUGUGGGCGGGGCCUUGUUCCUGCUGCUGCUGCUGUGUCUGGCCGGCGUGUGGUACCUGCGCAAACGGCAGACCUUCCACGGGGACCGCUACGCCAAACGUUACCCGGGCCCGAGCGACCUCCGGAAAGCCCCCGGCGAGCGGCACCGGCUCCACGCCGCCGACGCUUCCGCCGCCGGCUCCCGUCGCCGUCAGGACCACGACCGAGAGGAGUGGGGCGGCCGCGAGCUCGAGCGUCGCCGCGGCGACGACGGAGACGAAUGCCCGUCGAACGGCUACACGCGGGCCAUGAGGGAGGGCGGUCACCGCGAAGAGCGGCAGACUCCCCCGCAGGGCCGAACGGACGAUCGCAGUCCGCGGCGGCAGCCCGGCAGGCCCAGAUACGCGCACGCCCCCAAAGCUACGAGCAACGGCGCCCCCUACGUGCCCAACGACCGCUACGAUAGCGCUCCAGAGGGCGAUUACGUCUCUCACAAAGACGGCUCGGUCAUCUCUCGUAGGGAGUGGUACGUUUGAGCGGCUGCCCGCUCCUGGCGUCCCGGUCACCGCUUUACGAAACUCGGAACACUUUGCACUCUGGAAGAAACUUGAGACGCGCUCGUGACGUGAAUGAGCCUCGUUGCGGCUGCGUUGGAAUGUUUUGUUCCGGUCGCUAAUGUUGUCGGGUGAGGAAGCCCCCGGUGGCCUCGCUUUUCUCAUUUGCACAUACCGAUUUGUUUCAGACCUUUGACCUCUGGAUAAGCUACACUGAGAUUAAAGUGCGGACCGGAACCUGAUGUACAUUCCCGCCGCCGCGAUGAAUUCUCCGCCAUUCAGAUGUUCACUUGGCCUGAGCUCUCGUUUAUGGAAGUCAAAAUGAUGCCACUGCCCUUUGCCCUUGUCUCAACAUGACUUUCAUCCUUUCAUUCUAACAACAUAUUCUCUGCGAAUUUGAUUAAUUGAAGCAUUUGAGGCUUUGCUAACCUUUUCAUACUACACACAAAAAAAAAAACAUUCUUAAUUAGUUUGUAUAUUGGUUGCACAUGAUUGAAAUGUGGUAAACUGACAAUGUUUGUGUCGUGUGCAACCGACGUACACGAUCAAAUGAAGUCCAUUCAAAGGAUUGUUUUGUUUUUGUUUUUUUUGGUUUUGUUUUGUUUUUUCCCCCCCUCCAGUGAAGGAACGUUAAGCAGGGAAGCCAGGUCGCCGCCAGCAGCUGUCGUAAGGACGUCUGCAAACGUGAACGACCCCGCCGCGCACCCGCGUUUAACCUCUCGGGUUCGGCCUCGACGUGACAAAAACCGCGUCGGACGGUUUUGGCGCCGACGCGUCCGCGGGGAGGUCGUCGCUAACGUGGCCGCCGUCACGGACCCGAGUACAGUAUUGUUCCACGGCUGCGACAUCGCCGCUAUACUAACCGCUAAUCUGUCGCCGUGUCGAUUAAAUAGUCACGUUCACGACUUCUCCUCAGAUUAAUUUAUUGUUACGAGUGUAUAAUAGCCAUACAAAUCUGAGUUUUAACUUUGCCCGCAAUGUGUUGCGUAGGCCAACGGGGUCAUUGGAAAUUUGCUUCACUCAGCUUUUGUCUUUUUCUUUUGAUGCACAUGCAACCUUGAACUGUCGUUGAUUUGUUUUGGUGGCCAAAAUAAUUGUUUUUCUUUUGGGUCCAAACGUCAGGAUAUAUUUUCAGGAGCUCUCCGAGAGGUCGAGUGUUUUUUAUGAGACGGGAUGGAGGAGAUCUGACAAUCUCCCUCUUGCACAGUAGCUUGUAAACGGUAGCCUUUUGUCGCCUUCGCAAUAUUCGCUCCAAGACGCUAAAUAUUUGCUCGUGUGUAGAAAUAAGACGACAACGUGCGCAUAACUAGACGCCAAUGAAAUGGAAGCAUAUCUUGGCGUAUCGCAGGGUCCUGUAGCUUGAAACGGAAAGACGCGUUAGGCCGCUUUACAGUAGACGUCGUCCGAUCGUGACGAUAUUAUGAGUUCGGGUGUAACUGUUGUGCUGUGAUUAGGCACGCCGUCGUCGUAGCGACACGUCGGCCAAUCGCGUGGUUUCUAAUGCGAAUUGCCGGCCGCGUAUUUAGAGGCGUGUGCUCCUCGUGUUAACGACUACCUUCAAGUCUUCGCGGCCGCAUUGUCCGGUUGACCUCCGGCGUUUGUCGAGUCGAAAGAGUGCCAUCUUUUGAGGGCACUGCUGCCAAGCGUACGAGUCAUGUGAACAUGGUUUUUUUGGUUUUCUUCCUUUUUUGAGGAGAAAAGAACUUGAAAAGACACAAAAUUGCUCUUCAGGCAACGUUCGCGUCCGGAGGAGAGUUUCUCGGGCCGCGGCCAUAUUGCGCGCCGCAGCGAUAGAAGACGCAGCUCGAUGCGCCGUUUUCAUGGCUGGCUGGCAAAACGAGCUUUUGCGGCCACCUCGCCGUCCAGGCGAACAUCCGUGUGCAGGUAACGGGACGCACGGCUGCCCAAUCCCCUCUCGUGUUCGCUUCCACGCACUAAGGCGGAAACCUCACUUAUCGAUUUUUGUGUCGGAUUCAUCGAGUUUGCUCGAGCGAAGCGAGGGCGACGAGACACCUUGGCAAAUGAGCUAGUGCCUUAGAAGAUGUUUAAUGUUUGUAGUUUUCCUGUCCAUGCUCGGUGCCAUUACUGUUGUACUGUUCUCAGUGCCAUAUGUUCCCCAUAUACUUGACAGAGUAUUGCAAACCCACUUUAGGCACUAAAAUGCAAAACCUUUGUUGUAAAUCAAUUGCGUUGACGAGUACCACAGUAAAACACUGUGAGUAGCUUACGUUCGAUCAGCACCUUUUUCUUUUCUCUGUGUGUUUGUGUGUGCGUAUACACACGUACAGUAUUCAAAAGGAAUGUAAGUUCAUGGAAGGAAAUACAUAUUUAUGUCAGUGAAGCAUUGAUUUGUCAUGUUUUUGCCCCAGAUACUUUAUCUCAAUAA
Phycodurus eques (leafy seadragon) is the source of this 4154-nucleotide messenger RNA. It is a transcript of the gene nectin3b, whose product is annotated as nectin cell adhesion molecule 3b. Gene Ontology annotation, cellular component: adherens junction; membrane; apical junction complex. Lineage: Eukaryota; Metazoa; Chordata; Actinopteri; Syngnathiformes; Syngnathidae. The record is from RefSeq and is a predicted model, not a curated record. Gene Ontology annotation, biological process: homophilic cell-cell adhesion; heterophilic cell-cell adhesion. The transcript is spliced from 6 exons. The coding region runs from base 65 to 1750 and encodes 561 amino acids.